Serpula lacrymans var. lacrymans S7.9 is the source of this 709-nucleotide messenger RNA. RefSeq lists its product as uncharacterized. The record is from RefSeq and is a predicted model, not a curated record. Gene Ontology annotation, cellular component: actin cytoskeleton; Arp2/3 protein complex. The transcript has 7 exons. Bases 34 to 672 code for a protein of 212 amino acids. Gene Ontology annotation, biological process: Arp2/3 complex-mediated actin nucleation; actin filament polymerization. NCBI's taxonomy places the organism in Eukaryota, Fungi, Basidiomycota, Agaricomycetes, Boletales, Serpulaceae. Gene Ontology annotation, molecular function: actin filament binding.
AUAAUCCCUUUAGCGUACUCGUCCCUCAUCACAAUGUCCAAUGUCCUGAGGCCCUAUCUUGCAGCAGUCAGGUCUACUCUUACUGCUGCACUUACUUUAGAGAAUUUCUCGUCUCAGGUCGUUGAAAGGCACAAUAAACCAGAAGUUGAGGCCAGGGGAUCGAAGGAAGUGUUACUCAACCCUCUGACUAUCUCUCGAAACGAGAAUGAACGUGUCCUCAUUGAGCCCUCAGUGAAUUCGAUACGUAUGAGCAUAAAGAUAAAGCAAGCGGAUGAGAUCGAGCGCAUUCUUUGUCACAAGUUUACACGAUUCAUGAUGCAGAGAGCAGAGAGUUUCGUGGUGCUGCGGAGAAAGCCGGUCCCAGGAUAUGAUAUUUCCUUCCUUAUCACGCACGUUCACGCGGAAACUAUGUUAAAGCACAAAAUUGUGGAUUUUAUCAUUCAAUUUAUGGAAGAAGUAGACAGGGAAAUUAGCGAAAUGAAGCUCAGCCUCAAUGCGCGAGCACGUAUAGUCGCGGAAUCAUACCUCAGUGCUUUAAUGCAUGAACUCGUGUUGGAGGUCCGUUCCGUAUAUCUCCAUCCUACAGCGUCAUUUGAUCACCCCGGAUCCCUCUUGCCGAGGUACACUCGACCCAAUCUGUGUUGCACAGAGCUUGGAGCUUUGUGUUGUUGAGCUCCGGUGUAUAUAUCUAUUGUACGUUCAUAAAAUU